Messenger RNA from Ambispora leptoticha, 864 nucleotides. The record is from the annotation of a GenBank genome assembly. NCBI's taxonomy places the organism in Eukaryota, Fungi, Glomeromycota, Glomeromycetes, Archaeosporales, Ambisporaceae.
AUGUCUGAAAUUUUAUGCAAAAUACAUCGUGAAAUAUCUUACAUAGAAGAUUCAAAUAAUUCAUUUCAUACCCUUGACCUUUAUCUUCCACCACAAAGUAAGUAUCGUAAUAAUACCAAUGAAGAAAUAACUACAACCACGACAAAUCUUCCAUCACUUCUAGUGUGGAUACACGGCGGUGCCUGGCGUACAGGAGACAAAAAAGAACACGCCUUGACCGCUGAAAAACUUUCAAAACUUGGUAAUAUUGCAGUCGCAGUAAUUAAUUAUCGUUUAAACCCACAAACUUUUACUCCCGACGGGAUAAAACACCCAGCACACAUAAGGGAUGUUGCCAGUGCAUUAAAAUUUCUUUCUAAGAAAGGUGACGCGUUUAAUUAUAAUUCCGAAAAAAUCUAUGUAUUGGGGCAUAGUGCUGGUGCGUUUAUGACUGGACAACUUGUCUUUUGCCCAGAAUAUAUUGAUGAUGAGGUGUACGCGCGAAUUCGCGGCGUCAUAGGAACGGAAGGAAUUUACGAUAUUCCGAGAUUGUUAACCAUAUGGCCUACUUAUAUUGAUUUUAUUGAGGCUGCGUUCGGUAAAGACGAAAAAGUUUAUAAAGACGCAUCGCCUCAAUACCGUUCGUUAAAAAGAUUCAAUGAUGAACAUGUGAAAAAAAGAACCCCGCCUCCCUAUUUAAUUAUCUAUUCGUAUGAAGAUGGGCUUGUUGAUUUUGAGCAGUCGCGUAAUUAUCAUCAACAUAUUUGUGAUGAGGGUGGCGUUUAUGUGGAAAUUGAAACUAAUUUACUCGGAAAACACGAUGAAAUUUUGGAGACUGAAGCAUUGCAUAAAAGAAUCAUCGAGUUUAUUUCAAAAUUUGAAUAA